Messenger RNA from Tribolium madens (black flour beetle), 521 nucleotides. RefSeq names its product PBAN-type neuropeptides-like. The record is from RefSeq and is a predicted model, not a curated record. Lineage: Eukaryota; Metazoa; Arthropoda; Insecta; Coleoptera; Tenebrionidae. Gene Ontology annotation, biological process: pheromone biosynthetic process; neuropeptide signaling pathway. The coding region runs from base 1 to 498 and encodes 165 amino acids. The transcript is spliced from 3 exons. Gene Ontology annotation, molecular function: neuropeptide hormone activity.
AUGGAACGAUUCAUUCUUAUUAACUGGACUGUGCUUUGUGUAGCCGUUCUUUUCUUCGAAACAGUAUUGUCAAUACCUCAUGAAACAAGCGUUCCAAAUGAAAGAAACGAUGAUAAUAAGGAUACAUACUUCUGGUUUGGACCCAGGCUUGGAAGAAAGAAAAGGAAUUCAAGUAAUGAUAAUUUGUACCAAGACACACAGAAGGACGAAAUAGUUUCCCUUACAGAUGCUUUACAGGAUGUACCAUGGGCUAUAAUUGCUGUAAAUGAUCUUUUAGAAGGAAAACGACAUGUAGUGAAUUUCACUCCACGGUUAGGUAGAGAAUCUGGUGAAGAAUUUGUUAACAAUGCUCCUGAGGAUCGAUGGCUGCAAAAUCACGAAACAUCGGGAGAAAUGUUAUAUCAAAGAUCACCUCCGUUCGCGCCCAGGUUGGGAAGACACUCAUCACCAUUUUCCCCACGAUUAGGAAGGGAAAAUGACAGGAAUCUCUUUUCAUAAGUUUCUGCAAAUAAUGAAAUGCU